AUGGCCGAACCGGAUACGAUUGCUGAUAUUGUUGGUCGACCAUACGCUCACGACUAUGUCAAGCCAGAUGUAUUUGUUAAUGUUUUCAAACCAUUAAUUGGUUCACACAAUUUACUAGUUAGUGAAGGACAUGAACAUAAAAGAGCAAGACAAAUGCUCAAUGCAGCUUUUCAUUUUGUCAACUUGAGAUCAAUGGUUUCUAUCAUGACUAAUGAAACAGCCAAAGCUAUUGACAGAUAUUUUUCUAUAUCACAAUCAAAAUAUAUUGAUUUACACAUGGAAAUGAGUAAUCUGACCUUAUCAAUUAUUAUGUCGAGUGCAUUCGUCAUUACUGACCGACGACAAGGUCGAUCUAUUAGCCUAUGUGCUGGUUCGGAUCUUCUUGAUCUCUUGCUAUCAGCUGUAGAUAGCGAUGGACACUCAUUUACAGAUGAAGAAAUCAAAGAUCAACCUUUAACCUUCGUUUUGGCCGGUCAUGAAACAACCAGUAAUCUUAUGGCAUGGGUCAUGUAUGUUUUGAUGACAAAUGAAUCUGUUUUUCGUGCAUGUCGCGAAGAAGUGGACAAAAUGUUACCGAGUGGCACGGAUCCUACUUAUGAACUUGCUUGUAAUCUAGUCGUGCGCGAAGCGAUCUUACAAGAAACUCUUUGUCUCUAUUCACCGGCACCUCUAUUUGUACGAAAAUGCAUACGUGAACAUAUCAUAAGAAAAGAAGGACAGCGGCAGCUGCACAUUCCUGCUGGUACUACAAUAGUCAUCAAUAGCCAUGCACUUCAUCGACGAGUGGCUUACUGGUCUAGACCACUUGAAUUUGACUAUACGCGUUGGAUGCGUGAUCCGAUAACAGAUUUGAAACCGAAAUUAUCUCAUCGUUUCUGCUAUUUACCAUUCGCUGCCGGACCACACAAUUGUAUUGGACAACGUUUUGCAAUGCUUGAAGCUAAAUUAAUGUUGGCUAUGCUUGUAGAACAAUGUGAUUUUAUAUUUGAACCAGGACAGAAAAUUGUACCAGAAUUUAUCAUUACUAUGAGACCGAAAUACGGUCUUCGUACUCGGGUCAGUAAGAGACUAUGA
Messenger RNA from Rotaria sp. Silwood1, 1074 nucleotides. Lineage: Eukaryota; Metazoa; Rotifera; Eurotatoria; Philodinida; Philodinidae. The record is from the annotation of a GenBank genome assembly.